Molecule: messenger RNA, 1698 nt
Organism: Monomorium pharaonis (pharaoh ant)
Lineage: Eukaryota; Metazoa; Arthropoda; Insecta; Hymenoptera; Formicidae
Exons: 9
Coding region: 61-1425 (454 amino acids)
Molecular function (GO): DNA binding
Source: RefSeq, a predicted model, not a curated record
AAAAAAAGCAAGAGGUUGAGAUUUGGUGGCCUAAGUGCGAUAUACAAACUGCAAAAAAAAAUGAAAAUAGCGAUGAAAACAUUGACCGAUAAUGAUUGGAAAGUGUUCGCUGUAAGAGUCCUUGGAUAUGGUGAUUGGAUCAACAUGAUUGCAGAAUUGGAUUCACUUGAAAAAAAAAAUGUUCAAGUAACAACAAAAAAAAGUAGACAUCUUGUUAUGAAAAAGUCAUUUGAGGAUUCUGAUUUUGUUGUAAGCAACGAAAAGAAAUCUAAAGUAAAGGAUGACAAUAAGCAAGCUAAAUUUAAACACAAGAUUGAAGCGACAAAAAGAGCUAAAAGUAUUUUAAAGGAAGUGGAAAAUACAAACAUGGUUAAAAUUGAUGACAGUGAUGACGAGGAAGAAGUUUAUAGUCACAUUGGUGACAUUAUUUCAUCAGAAGAUGAUGAACUUGUAAGAAAACGCACUAAAUUUCAAUUACAAUCCGAUGUAGACGUUUUGAUCUUAGAAAAUAAAAAAUUGAAAAAAGAACUUUUACAUUACAAAAAUAUCUCAGAUGCACAAAAAGAGUCCAAGGAAUUAUUACAAGAUUUAAAAUGUAGUAGAAAAAUUUUUGCCGAAUUAAAAAUGAUGUGUUGUAAUUGUCAAAAUCAGGAAUCAUAUUCUCACGUUCAAAAUUUAUCCAUAAACAAGAAAAAUAGGAAUUAUAGAGAUUUACAGGAACAAAAAGAAAAUAGCCAGGUCAAAGUACAACCUAAGACAUUCUCUAAAAUAAAACAAUCAUCACCAUUUAUGAAAUUCUCGGAAAUUGCUGGUAAUAAUUCGGAUGAUUCUAACGAUUUUGAUAGCGAUUCAGGUUUUCUUAAGUGUGACAAAAACAUAAUUAAAACUGAAAAGGUCAAUACUUUUGAGAGUAUAUUGUUGAUUGAAAAUGAGCCAAAUGAGUUUCCAGAGGUAUCUAGCAAAGUUUUAAUUGAAUCAUCUACGGCUAAUAAAUUGGGCAAUACAUUAACUGAAAAUGCAAAUGAAAAAAUAUUUAAUUUUAAAAAGUGUUCUACAAAUGACUCAACUGAAUUUGCUGAUAAAAUUUGCAAUUUGGAAUCAUCAUUGAUGGUAGACCUUGGACACGGUGUAAAGAUCAACAAAAGGGUGUUGGAGAAAGUUCGAAAAAAGGAACUUCGUCAUCUCAUUCUAGAUUUAUUAAAUGCGUUAUUUACUAAAAUAGAUUUUGCCACUUGUUCUAGAAGUGGCAAAAAGGGCAAAUUAGCUGAAAAAGCAAAGCCGGAACUUGAUUCAAAUAAAAGAUGUGCUAUAGUGGAUUAUGCAACAGAAGUUUUUAAAGAAACAGAAAAAGAUGAUAUCGAAGCAUUAAUGAACAAAAUAAUUGCAAACAAAUGCAGAAAUGCUACUAAGAGCCAAAGAAACUGAAAGAAAAGUAUAUACAUAUAUAUAUUUAAGUUGGAUAAAACAUUUUUUAAUAUUUUUUUGUUAAUAUAAUUGUAUUAACAAUUGUAUAAUAUAAUAAAGUAUUUUUUUAAAUAAUUUAUUAUUAAAAAAUUUUUUUUAGGUUUGUGGGUUGCGGUCAACAUUCAACUAGAGUGUUUAGCUAGUUUUGAGUAUUAAUUUGAGUAUUAUUUUUAACUCGGAUGUUUGUCAUUUAAUUGAGUAUUAAUUUCAGUGUUAUUCUUAAAUUUAGGAUUA